Molecule: messenger RNA, 795 nt
Organism: Mytilinidion resinicola
Lineage: Eukaryota; Fungi; Ascomycota; Dothideomycetes; Mytilinidiales; Mytilinidiaceae
Exons: 2
Coding region: 1-795 (264 amino acids)
Source: RefSeq, a predicted model, not a curated record
AUGACUUACCAAAUCUACGCAGCUUGCGCAACCGUCCUCGCCAGCACCCACUCUCCUACCGACUGCUGCCCACACGAAAGACGCUUGCUCUUCAACACGAAGUGCAGCUCCGGUAUCCCACGCUCCUCCUUCGGCAAGCUCAAGCGCAAGACCGCAAGUAUGCUCCAGAAAUGCGUCCCGAGCUCUCCGCACGCCCACACCUCGCCCUCCCAUACUCGUAACGGGCCAACCCGACGCCGCUCGGGCAACUCGAUCGCUGAGGACUGGAUCGGUGAGAGUCCGAUUUCGUCAACGUGCUCUCUUGCAAGGGCUCCUCCUGAUAGCAAGCGCGCGCGGAAGGACGUCCCGGCGCAUGGACUGGAAGCAUCGCCGACGGGGGCUGGGUUCCAGAUGCACAGUCACUCUCCUACCGACACAACGAAGCGUCACUCCAUCUCCCGCGCGACCCAUUCCGGGGACGUCAAGCGCUCGCGGUCUGGAGACGAGGAUGAGAGCUGGCACCCCGUCGGGUUCGCGCGGCCGGGAGCGCCGAAGGUACGGUGGGAGCCUGCGGUCUUGGUUGGGCCGCCUGUGAGGGAGGUGCAGAUGAACUUUCGGAUCGAAACAAAGAGGAGUGAGCGAAAAGAGAGAAAGAGGUUCACGGAUCUAUACAGUUCGGAAUCUGAUGAUGAGGAGGAGGGAGAAGGUGAAGGUGAAGAGAUCCGGAGCCCGCGGAAAAAACAGCCCAGUAUAGGAGCUGAAAUCAAGCGGGCGAUGAGAGACACCUGGACGAAGAUGGAGGAGCUGGGGGCAUGA